Molecule: messenger RNA, 753 nt
Organism: Effrenium voratum
Lineage: Eukaryota; Dinophyceae; Suessiales; Symbiodiniaceae
Source: the annotation of a GenBank genome assembly
AUGUCGAAAUUGGCCACCACCACCACACGCUGGCUACCACCUGGCUGGAGUGUCCAUAAGGACAAAUGUGGGCGCACCUACUAUGCCAACUCCGACACCGGGAAGGUCCAGUGGCUGCCCCCGCCCACGGUGCAGAAGACUGCCUCGGAGGUGCGGACGCUGAUCAUCCAGCACAACUUCAAGGCUGCGGAUCGGGACAACAGCGGGGUGAUCAACAAGAGCGAGCUGGGCCUUAUGAUGCGGCGGAUCAACCCGGAGAUGACGGCCAAGGAGGUAGAAGACAUGCACAAGGCCAUGGACUCCGACCUGGAUGGAAAGGUCAGCUUCUCGGAGUUUCAUGACUGGAUCCUGGCGGAUGCGCAGCGGGGGCUGGCUGAGAAGCUGACGCACCUCAUGUCUUCGCCCGCGGGGGGAGUCCAUGCAACCUUCCGGAUCUGGGAUAUGGACAGCAAUGGGAAGCUAUCCAGGCAUGAGCUCGCAGAAGUUUUGCAGAAGUCGCUUCCUCACAUUUCACAGGUCCAACUGGAAGGCAUAUUCGAUGAGCUUGACAAAGAUAAGACUGGCCAGGUGACGGUCUCCGAGUUUAUGGGCUUUCUAUACGGCAGCGGAGCCGCGACCAGUUUCAGCAAGGCCUCGGUGGAGCGAAGGCCGGGCUGGGAGGAGGCGCCGGACAGCGACGCGGCGCGGAAAAUGGGCGCCACGCCGACGGCGCCGGCCCUGGCGGAGCGGAGGCCGCCGGCGCCGGCGCGGUGA